Molecule: messenger RNA, 3552 nt
Organism: Dicentrarchus labrax (European seabass)
Lineage: Eukaryota; Metazoa; Chordata; Actinopteri; Moronidae
Gene: ccdc66
Product: coiled-coil domain containing 66
Exons: 21
Coding region: 170-2833 (887 amino acids)
Biological process (GO): cilium assembly
Cellular component (GO): cilium; microtubule
Molecular function (GO): microtubule binding
Source: RefSeq, a predicted model, not a curated record
UGGUCGUCGUCAGCAACCAACGUACACAAUUUAACAACCAGGAACAGGCGGUGCGGUCAGCCCGCUGCUCUUUAGCUUCCAUUAUAAAUCAUUAACCGACCACAUUGUUCCUCUUAUUAUUAUUAUUAUAAGUCUGUGCCGCCAUCUCCGCAAAAUAUUGUCUGUCGGCAUGAAUCUCGGAGACGGCCUCCUGUUUGAGCUUGAAAAUGGAAAACCCAAGUUGAUUUUACUCAGUCGUGGCGUUGAGAAGAAUGCAGCAAAGCUGUCCUGCAGGUCCAGAGUGGCUAACAUCCUGAGCUCCAGGCAGCCGUCCUGUGUGGAGGAGGUGCAGGGAGAGGAGCAUCCAGCCCGGCAGCAGGCGGGAAGGCAGAGAGAAACCAAGAACAAGGCAGGAGGAGCAGCCGCCUCCUUCGCCUCUAACAACACCACCACCACCACUGGGGGGAGGAGCACCACUGUGUCAUCAUCCAAGACACUCAAAGUUGUGGCUAAGGGGAAGUCAGACAGACACAAACACGGCACUACUGUUGGCUCCUUGAGAGGCAAUGGGAAAACGGGACAGCCUCAGAGCAGUGGAACACGAGCCGGUGGAAAGGUGGGACUAAAGGAUGCGUUGGUCAGUGGGAACGCAGGACUGAAGGACAGUGUGGUGUGUCUGACCAGUGAGCAGCUUCAGCAGAUCCUCAACACAGUCCAAACCACCAGCAAUGGCCAAGACCCACCAGAGGACCACAGGACCCAGGGAAAUCCAGCAGACUCAAAAUCUGGCUCCUCGAUGAAUGAAGGAGGAAGAGGGAAGAGAAAGGAGGAAGACAGAGGAGGAGGGGAAGAAAUAAAGAGGGGAGAAGGAGGAGAAGGAACGGAUAGACCUGGAAGCUCACAGGAUAAAGACAACAGGUUGCCUGGAUGUCUGUUCAGCUGGCUGGAGGAGCGACAGUCAGAGAGCAGAGCGGCCAUCGAUGCCAAGAAGGCUCAGUGGAGGAGAGAACUAGAUGAGCAAGUGGCAAUGAAGCAGCAGCAGCAGCGCUCGGCCCCUGGCAGGCUCCAGGCCGAGGAGGACACAGAGAGUGUGUUAUCAGUUCAGAGCUCCAUCAGCCACAGAGAACAGCCUGCAGCCAUCAGAUCCAGCCUCAGACUCGGGGAGGUCACUCCGAUGGAGGUGCUGAGUGUCGAGAGGAAAGAGGAGCAAAAGAGACGCUGGCUGGAGGAGCUGGACCAACAGAGAGAGGAGACGACUGAACGCAGGAGACGAGAGAAACUGUUGCAGCAACAGACGGAGGACCACGAGCACUGGGCCUCACACUUCGACUCGCUGCAGAGAAGACCUCCUGUCCAGACUGCCGCUCCAUCAGCUCCACCUCCAGCCCUGUCUAAUGGCUCCGAGCGAGGGGACUGGGAGCCCUCGUCCAGCCUGUCCCUGGUCUGGGAGGCCAUGAGCAGCUGUGGAGCAGAGAGCGUCGGGGGAGCCAGCGUGGACACAACCAGCGGAUACCCGACCAGAACCAGUUAUCUGAGGUCCAUGACCGCCCUGCUGGACCCGGCCCAGAUAGAAGAGCGAGAGAGGAGGAGGCUCAAACAGCUGGAGCAGCAGAGAGCGAUUGAAGCUCAGGUGGAGGAGAAGCGGCGGCAAAGGGAGCGAGAAGAGGCGAGGAGGAGAGAAGAGGAGGAGGAGGAAGAGAGGAGGGUGGUGUAUGACAGAGAGAUGCUGGAGAAACGGUACGGGGUGGACACACAGAAGGAGAAGCAGAAGGAGCAGCAGAGCCAUCAGGACGAGCAGCCAAAUAAAGGCAACAAUGAAAAAAGACAUCAGGAGAACUCGGAGCCUGUCGCAGUUACCAGACAAGGCGAGGGUUUGGAGGAGGUCAGCAGUUCAGCCUCCCCAUACAAACACACUGCUGUACAAACAGAGGCAGUUCCCUCUUUCCCACUCAGAGCCGACAGAGUUCAGACUCCUGAUGUCUCUGCACAGUACCAGCCACCUCCUUCCCUCUCUGCUGCUCCUCCAAACAGCAGAAGCCGAGCAGUGAGAACAGGCAAGGAGAACAUCUGUCUGCCAGGAGGAGGAGGCAGCAGAGGAGGAGGAGGAGGAGACCCAUAUGAGGCGUUUGCCAGGACGGAGAAGAGCAGGAGAGACAAGAGGAGGCCGGAGUGGAACACACAGAGGCCCAGUCGUCAGUUCGUUCCAGCCUCGGAGCGUUACCCGGCCUCUCUGCAGAGGAACAGACAGGAGAGUCGGAUGAAAAGGCAGGCCGAGCUCCUCGCUCUGCAGGAGAAGGCCUGUCUGUCCAAGACCAACCCUCCACCUCAGAACCAGGAGCCACGUCUCUGCUCCAACCCCACACAGACCAGAACCAGUCCCACCAGGAAGAUAGGAGGCCUCCUGGUGGAGAGCGUUUCCAGAGGACACAACGUCUCUGCAGCCGUCAGCACUGAAAGGGGGCGCUCUCCUCCCGUCCCUGCUGUCAGACACAGAGUUCAGAGUCAGCAGGCCCCGCCCUCCUCUACCCCUCCUCCUCCUCCUCCUCCGGUCCUGGAGUUCAUCCCUUACCUCCGGACUGAUGAAGUCUUCAAGUUGGACCCACUGGAGCCUGCUGACACCCCCCCACCGCACACACACACAGAAGCUCCUCCUCAGAGCUCAGGGUCUCCUCCUGCUCCCUCACAUCGGGAUCGCCUCCUCCACCCCGAACUGCUUCGUAACACACACACACACCGACAGCAGGAGAUCCUGAGAGGCCUGGCUCAGUUACGGCAGGGUUUAUUACAGAAGCAGAGGGAGUUGGAGACGGAUCUGAAUCCUCUACUGAAGCGCCAUGACAACGAGCUCCGAUGACCUCUGACCUCUGUGUGUGCGCUGACAAUGAAGAAUGUUUCAACCAGCCAUCAUGGACAACAUUCAACCUCUGAAACUGGACGAGUGCCGCAGUGUGUUUACUUACAACUGCAGCGGAUUCUUGGGAGUUUUUUUUAAUCCAGUUGACAUUGGAGGUGACUACAGUAACAGAAACUAACAUUUGCUUUGUCUGAUCACACCUGAUUUUAAAAUGUUUUUUAAUUCUGACAGCAGGAAUGUGAGUUGCAGUUUCAACACGAGCACUUUUAACUUUGACCUCAGUGUUUCCUUUUUAAAUCUGCUCCAUCAGCUCUACCUCACAUCAACAUCUUUAUAACACGAAUAAAACUAAAGUACCGCUCAUGUUUCCACCUGCUCACUGACUGAAUUUAUGUGGACGAGUAACAUUUUCUGUGACGAUUGUAUUUUUAAAGUUCUGUUUUUGAUGCACUUUCUAAACGAAUGACACGGUACCAAACAGGUAUUGAGAGUUACCGUCUUUUAUUCUUCUUCUUCUUCGGGGGGUCGGAGGCACCACAGUUCCUGCAGAGGACAGUCGACUUAUUUAAAUCAUGAAUCAAAGUUAUUUUGUUUCUUCAGCUUCCUGCUGGACGAGGAGCUUCUGUGUUAUUGUAAUUUUUCUUUUUUUUUAAGUUUGUAUUGUGUCAGUGUAUUUUUUUAUUUAUUGUAAGUGUAAUAAAUAAUUGAGAAUAAGUGUA